Diatraea saccharalis (sugarcane borer) is the source of this 3174-nucleotide messenger RNA. NCBI's taxonomy places the organism in Eukaryota, Metazoa, Arthropoda, Insecta, Lepidoptera, Crambidae. The record is from the annotation of a GenBank genome assembly.
AUGGAAGAAAAUGUGCGUGCAGUUGAUUGCCGAAAGGCAAGGAAGAAACCAAGAAUACCAGAAAACUGGAAAAGGGCUAAGGAAAAAGUAGAAAGAAAUACGAAAAUGAUGAUGCUUUUAGCACAAAAAAAUAAGGCGUUGAGGGAAAAGUUUAAGGAAUCCAAACAAUUACAACGUAAUAUUAAAACGAUCGAUCCCGACUUUUUUCCUACUAGUGAUUCAGAUGAUGAUCCCGCAUUUUCAAGAUUCAACAGUGCUGAUCAAUUACUAGCUCCGAUUCUUCCUUCCUCAAAUGGUUUCGACUUUGAAGAUUCACAUUUUUUAUCGGGACACGAAGUGACACCAAAUGAUAAUCUUAGGGACACCGAGAAUCUGACACAAAACGAGAUAGCUGAUGGAAAUACACAUAAUCUUACAACUUAUACUAAGGCCGGUACAAUUAGGAAAAGAAAAAAACACGACCAACCUCUCAAAGUCAGAAAUGAAGUGAAAAAAAGUGAGAUUAGAGAGAAACAUAACGUUAAACCACCCUGUCCUGCUUCAUGCAAAAAGCAGUGUAUCCAAAAUAUAUCGGAAGAGCAGCGAAAAAUUAUAAAUGAGAGCUUCUGGAGUUUGAAUGACAAAGAGAGGAAGGCUUAUAUGCUGCAUCACACCUCAGCUAAAUCUGUGAAACAAAGAACAGUAACAAGAUUUGAAUCAGAGGAGUACAGAAAAAAAGUAAGGUACAGUUAUUCACUUAAGGCCGUGCUCGGUACAAAGUAUGGAGUAUGUAAAACCUUCUUUUUGACAACUUUGGGCUACAAAUCAUCUAAUGACAAACCUUUACAUACGGCUUUGGCCAAUUCUAACGACACGGUUGCACCACCAGUAGACAAAAGACUGGGAGCUACUCCUCACAAUAAAAUUGAAUCUACUCCUAUUAAGGAACAUAUAAUGAGCUUUGAGCCGAGUAUAUCUCAUUACAGGCGUGAACACGCUCCCAAUCGCUUAUACUUACCCAGUGAUUUGACAAUCAGUGCGAUGCAUAAAGACUUUUUAGAAAAAAAUCCGUCUUGCAAAGUAUCUUACGAUAAAUAUCGAGAAGUAGUCGCAGAAUUAAAUAUUUCUUUUGUAAAGCUUGGCCACGAAGAGUGUGAGGACUGUGAAGAGUUCCGUUUACACGAUGAUACACAUACCAAAGAAAACCUUAAAGAAGACUGUCUAGGUUGCACGAAGUGGAAAAGUCAUAACAAACGGGCAUACAUGUCCAGAGAGCAGUAUAAAUUAGACAGUGAGCUAAAUGAAACUGAUACUGUUGUAUAUUCUGCUGAUUUACAAAAAGUUAUCAUGCUGCCCAGGAUAGACAUGUUCAAAACUGCUAUUUUUACUCAUAGGAUAGUGGUUUACAACGAAAGUUUCGUGCCAACUGGUCAAGGCCGAAAAGAUUUGAGUGUUUUUCCUGUACUAUGGUAUUCAGCAAAGCAAUUGCCGUCAGCACCGCAAUGCAAUCACGCCAAUUCAUCUCAAUACAAAUGUGGUUCUUUAUCGAUGCAAGAUAUGCAACAAUUUCACGAACAGUUUUAUAAAUAUCCAAUUAAAAAGGACCAGGAUGCGUUUAUUUUAAAACAUUGUAAAAUACAAAAAACAAAACGACGUCGUCCGAGGAAAGGCAUCCGAAAACCGACAGAAAUCUACACAAAAUUGUAUGUCAGAAAAAAAAUUUCCGCAAAACUGAUACCAGUGUGUCAAAAAACAUUCCUGGGUAUUCUUCAAAUAACUGUCCAUAGAGUUCGAAGAGUGGCAAAAGAAUUUGCCAAAUCAGGUACAGUUGUACAAGAAAAAAGAAGCGGUGACCACAGGUCCGCCCAAAAUGAACCCAAGCUUAGAGCUGUACGGACAUUCAUAGAAACCUUUAAAUGUGUUGAAUCCCAUUACUGUAGAUCAAGUACAAUGAUCAGAAAAUAUUUACCAGCUGAACUUAACAUUAAGAAGAUGUGGAGAAUGUACCAACACCAAUGUCAAGAUGAAAACCUACUAGUACGACACUGUUAUUUCCGGAGAGUCUUUAAUAGGCACUAUAAUUUGGGAUUUGGCACACCUCGUACUGAUACAUGUUCAAAAUGUACCGAAUUACUAGAAAAGAUAAAAAACUCACGAGAUCAAUCGGAAAAAUCAAAACUUAUGGCUAAAAAAAAAAGAGUCCAUUCACUUAAAGCACAAUAUUUCUAUCGCUUAUUGAAAGAAAAAGCAGACAAUAUGAUAACGCUAUCUUUCGAUUGUCAGAAGAAUCAGGUUCUUCCAAAAAUUUCUGACCAAACGGCAUAUUAUAGUCGUCAGCUCUAUAUUUAUAAUUUUGGCACUGUGCUGUCAAUGCCAGACAAUACGCUAAACAAAAAUAAUGUUUUUUUGUACGUGUGGACCGAGGAUCAGCAAAGAAAAGGGGCAAAUGAAAUUGCCUCUGCAGUAUUUCACAGACUGCAAAAUUUAGAAAUAAAAGAAAAUGUGGACAUGAUUCGACUGGUAUCAGAUGGGUGUGGAGCUCAAAAUAAAAAUACAGUUAUGAUCGGAAUGGUUGGUUAUUGGUUGCUCAGACAUGCACAUGCGCAAAUCAAAUCAGUGGAGUUCGUUUUUCCCAUACCUGGCCAUUCCUUUCUUCCACCUGACAGGGUUUUCGGUAACAUAGAGAAAGAAAUAAAGAAAAAUGAAGAAAUUAUUGAUCCAGAGACAUAUAUUAAUAUUUUUGAUAGAUAUGGGACGGUGGUAAAAAUGGAAGAUAAAGUCAUGGACUGGAAAAAUGCUUUUGCCGGUAUCAUCAAACCACCUGCAUCAUGGCAUUUUAAAUUUGCACAAUGUAAGAGAUUUUAUCUUAAAAGAACAGCAUCUAACAUUUUGGUGAGAGGCGAAAUGCACUAUGCCACUGACAUGAUUGCAUACAAAAGCAUUCUAAAAAAAAGAAAAUCAUGGACAGAUGUAAACCCAAGAAAUUUACAACAAUACGAUGUUGUAGUUAAGAGAGCUAAAAUUUCUGACGUGGACAAUUUAUUAAAAAAGCAUUUCGGAACGGACUGGAAAGACAGAGAUGAUUUGACCUACUAUAAAGAAGUUUUGAGUAGAUCAGAAGCUCGGGACGGUCAAGCUGAAGAAUAUGAAGAAGAGGUUUGCGAAGGCGGUUCUGACUCGGAAUUACGAAUCUAG